Molecule: messenger RNA, 1518 nt
Organism: Oldenlandia corymbosa var. corymbosa
Lineage: Eukaryota; Viridiplantae; Streptophyta; Magnoliopsida; Gentianales; Rubiaceae
Source: the annotation of a GenBank genome assembly
AUGACGCCAGAGCCUCCAACAGAGCGGUCAGUCAUGGCAGUAAUUAGGGCAGCUCGGCCUACCUUGCGGAACGCCAACGACAAGGUUGCCUUCGCCGUUCACGCGACUCUUUUCGCCUCCGGUUUGGUCCUCCGCGCCACCGGUCCGGCCGCCUUUUCCAAGCACCAUUCCGAUCCCGAUCCCCCCGGCUGGUACAAGGAGGUUGGGAUUGACAGUUGGAAUCAAGUCCAAGCUAAUUACGCCUUUGUGUAUACCAAACCCAACGUGAAUCCCGAGUCGAAUUAUCUCAUGAGCUUGGAGAAAAUCGUGGUAAAGUGUCAAGCCUUGAAUGGUAAAUUACACGUUGAUGCCCUAAGCAAAGGAGUGAAUCCGAUAUUUAAUACUGACGUGAUUGCCCAGAUGGACAUAAACGUCCGGGAUUACGUGCCGGAGGAGGAAGUUUACGGCCGAUCGACGAAUUAUAAUAAUAACAGUAAUCAGCAAUAUAAUUACGAUUCAAUGUUUGAGGAUUUGGGAGAUCUUGUGAGAUACGUUCAUAACGAAAUCGUGACAAAGUUUUCUACUCCACCGUUGCAGUUACGCCCGCAGCCGGUCAUGAUUCCGGGUCCCGGUUCGGCUUCGGGUAUGCCGUUUGGCCUGCUUACACCGGAUGCGGUUCAGCAGUUCGGUAAGUUGGGAUCCGGGUCAGCCAAUGGGAAAGAAGCCAAGAAGACACAUACAAGAAGAUCGAGUCCGGGACCGGGUCAGCAGUUUGGUACACCUCCACCGUAUUCGGGUCAACAGUUUGGUAAGUUCGGAUCCGGGUCAGUAAAGGGAAAAGAAGUCGAGAAGACACCUACUACAACUGAGGGGUAUACUACAACCGAGCGUUCUGUGAUGGCAGUAAUAAGGGCAGCCAGGCCUGCCUUUCGGAACGACCACAACAAGGCGGCUUUCGCCGUUCACGCGACCCUUUUCGCCUCCGGGUUUGUCCUUCACGCAGCCGGGCCGGCCGCUUUCCGGGACGAGGUUAUGUCUUACACGAACGGCUACAAUGAGGUUGGCAUUGAAACCUGGAAUGAACGCGACUCUCAUUAUGCCUUCCUGUACUCGAAACCCGACGAUGAAUUCCGCUACCAUAGAGUCACGGUUGAAUGUUUCGCCUUCAAUGAUAAAUUGCACGUUAUUGCUCAAAACCUAGGUGAUCUCGUGGUGGUCGGCCACAUGGAAAUCAACGUCCAAGAUUACGUGACGGAGAUUAAUAAUGGAGCUAAUAGUAAUAAACAUAACUAUGGUUCAAUGUUCAAGAAUUUCGGGAAGUUGGUGAGAGAUGUGAAGGAUAAGAUUGUGGGAAAAUUUGUUACUUGUCCUCCUCCAUUGGGUUUACCUACGCCUCCUGCUUUACGUCAUCUUUUCCCAAAAAGUGGGAAAAGUAAUAGUUCUGGAUAUCAGCAUUCAACGGGUUUUCCUCCUCCUCCUCCUCCUCCUUCUAUGGCCGACUACCAUUUUCCGUCCUACUUUCCGCCUAUAUUAAUCUGA